AUGGCGGAUCAGAGCCCUAAGCCGUUGCAGUUAUUCGUUAGGCUUCUCAACGGAAAAUCGAUAAGUAGCUUCUCCUCUCCCUUAGCCUACGGCGACCAGAUCAAGCAGCGGAUCUUCGAUCACACUCACAUCCCGACGCAUCUCCAGCGUCUGAUCUGCGGAGGCUACCAGAUCUCCGACGAGUCCACCGUCUCUCAACCCGACGCCACCGUAAACCUCGUCCUCUCCCUCCGCGGAGGCAAGGGAGGAUUCGGCUCCUUGCUCCGCGGCGCAGCCACCAAGGCGGGGCAGAAGAAGACAAACAACUUCGACGCGUGUAGGGAUAUGAGUGGGAGGAGGCUGAGGCACGUGAACGCGGAGAAGAGGCUCGAGGAGUGGAAGGAAGGUGAGGAGGAGAGGAAGCUUGAGAGGUUGGCUGAGGAGUUUCUUAAGAAGCAGGCGAGUAGAGUUAAGGAAGGCGUUGGGAAUGGAGCGACGCAGAAGUAUGUGAAGAGGUAUAGGGAGGAGUCUGAUAAGUGUAUUGAGGCGGUGGACUUGGCUUUGAAAGAGUCUUUUAUGAGUGGGAAGAGGAAGGGGAAGAUUGGUGUAGAGUCUGAGAAGUCAAAGCGACUGAAGAUAUGGAAGGGAAAGAGAGCAGUUGAUGCUAGUGACAGUGAUGAAAGCAGCAGCGACGACGAGGAUGAGAAAGAGAAAAACAAUGGUAGCCAAGUUGAGAGCUCAGGCUCGGGUAUGGCUGGAGCGCAUGAUGGUGAUUCUUCUGGUAAAGACGUUGUAGUAGUACAUCAAAGUUCAGAUGUACUUAAGGGAGAGACCACUGGUGUUCAAGUGAUUAACGAAGGAAAAGUGGAUGAUUUACUUGUUGGUGCAAUGGUUCAGACUGAAAAGGAAGAUAAUUUAUAUAAAGACGCAGAAAAGAAUCUGGUGGAAGUAGCUUGUGAAACGGUUGUAGAUGUUAAGAAUCAAGGCAAUGAUUCUGAAGCUAAGCAAGAAGGAGUUGCUGGAGAAACAGAGACUGUUGAUGCAGUGUGUUGCAAACCUGUUGAACCACUGAACUUUGAUGACUUCAGUUCAGCAAAAGAUAUGGAGGUUAUGGGGAUGGAAAGACUAAAGACAGAGCUUCAGUCACAUGGACUGAAAUGCGGAGGGACACUGCAAGAGCGGGCUGCAAGGCUCUUCUUACUUAAAUCGACACCAUUAGAUAAGCUUCCAAAGAAGUUGCUGGCUAAGAAAUGA
Messenger RNA from Brassica rapa (field mustard), 1233 nucleotides. RefSeq names its product replication stress response regulator SDE2. NCBI's taxonomy places the organism in Eukaryota, Viridiplantae, Streptophyta, Magnoliopsida, Brassicales, Brassicaceae. Gene Ontology annotation, molecular function: protein binding. The record is from RefSeq and is a predicted model, not a curated record. Gene Ontology annotation, cellular component: nucleus.